Molecule: messenger RNA, 2677 nt
Organism: Morus notabilis
Lineage: Eukaryota; Viridiplantae; Streptophyta; Magnoliopsida; Rosales; Moraceae
Product: polyadenylate-binding protein 8
Exons: 9
Coding region: 430-2388 (652 amino acids)
Cellular component (GO): ribonucleoprotein complex
Molecular function (GO): RNA binding
Source: RefSeq, a predicted model, not a curated record
AGCUCAAAUCUGGUUUUUAGUGCAGUUUCAUCUGCCCUCCCAAAAAAACCAAAAAACAUUUCCUUUUGUUUCUCUCUCCACUUUCUCUCUCCUCUCUCUAUCCCUCCACGCGCCGCCGCCAAUCCCGGCGGCUCUCUACCUCCCUCCGUCGGUUCCUCCGACCAUUUAUCCUUCCUCAUCCUUCCCUCUCCUCCUCUAUCAAUAUUAUCCAUAAAACUAAAACCAAAACCAAAAACAAAAAAUUUCUCUUUUUUCUCUCUGCGGACUUUUAUCGAAUAUUUGGUGUGCGUUAUUCUAUAGCUUCUUUGAGUUCUUCCUAGGGUUUAUUGCAAUAACAAGAGGAGAGGGAAGAAGGAAAAAAAAAAAAUUGAAAAAAGUUUUGAAAAAGGAAAAAAAUAAGCUUUUUUUUUUAGUUAGUUUUGUUUUGAGAUGGCCCAAGUUCAGGUUCAGCCACAGAAUGCGAUUCCCGGAGGUAACGCUGGCGCGGCCAACGGUGGGGCUAAUCAGUUCGUGACGACGUCGCUUUAUGUGGGAGAUCUCGACCAGAAUGUGACAGAUUCUCAGCUGUAUGACCUGUUUAACCAGCUGGGUCAGGUGGUUUCGGUUAGGGUUUGCAGGGACUUGACCACCCGGAGAUCGCUUGGCUAUGGUUAUGUCAAUUAUAGCAAUCCCCAAGACGCUGCUAGAGCUUUAGAUAUGCUGAACUUCACUCCUCUUAAUGGGAAGCCAAUUAGGAUUAUGUACUCUCAUCGUGAUCCUAGUAUUCGCAAAAGUGGUGCAGGAAAUAUCUUCAUUAAGCAGAAUUUGGACAAAGGCAUCGACCAUAAGGCCUUGCAUGAUACAUUUUCUGCUUUUGGAAAUAUCCUUUCUUGUAAAGUAGCUACUGACCAAUCUGGUCAGUCAAAAGGCUAUGGAUUUGUCCAGUUUGACACUGAGGAAGCUGCCCAAAAAGCUAUAAAGGAAUUGAAUGGAAUGCUUCUAAAUGAUAAGCAAGUUUUUGUGGGACCCUUCCUUCGCAAGCAGGAAAGAGAAAGUGCCAUUGAUAAGUCGAAGUUUAACAAUGUUUUUGUAAAGAAUCUCUCUGAAUUAACAACUGAGGAAGACUUGGGUAGAACUUUUGGUGAAUUUGGAGAACUUACUAGUGUAGCAGUGAUGAGGGAUGCUGAUGGAAAAUCAAGGUGCUUUGGAUUUGUCAACUUUGAGAAUGCAGAUGAUGCUGCUAGAGCUGUUGAAUCUUUGAAUGGGAAGAAAUUUGAUGACAAAGAAUGGUAUGUUGGAAAAGCCCAGAAGAAAUCUGAAAGAGAAGUGGAAUUAAAAACCCGUUUUGAACAGAGUAUGAAAGAGGCAGCUGACAAAUAUCAAGGUGCAAAUUUGUAUAUUAAAAAUUUAGACGACAGUAUCAGUGAUGAUAAGCUGAAGGAGUUAUUCUACCAGUUUGGUACCAUUACCUCUUGCAAGGUUAUGCGAGACCCUAAUGGAAUAAGUAGAGGAUCGGGAUUUGUUGCAUUCUCUACUCCUGAAGAGGCAUCUCGAGCUCUUGUGGAGAUGAAUGGAAAAAUGAUUGUUAGCAAACCUCUGUAUGUUGCACUUGCACAACGCAAAGAAGAUAGGAGAGCAAGGUUGCAGGCUCAGUUUUCUCAGAUGCGACCAGUUGCAAUGGCACCAUCAGUUGUUCCUCGUAUGCCAGUGUACCCCCCUGGUGGUCCAGGACUUGGACAACAAAUAUUCUAUGGUCAAGCUCCGCCUGCUAUCAUUCCUUCCCAGCCUGGAUUUGGGUAUCAGCAGCAACUUGUUCCUGGUAUGAGGCCUGGUGGGGCCCCAAUGCCAAAUUUCUUUAUGCCAAUGGUUCAGCAAGGACAACAGGGGCAGCGUCCUGGUGGUCGACGUGGCGGAUCUGUCCAGCAAAAUCAGCAACCAGUUCCAUUAAUGCAGCAGCAGAUGCUUCCAAGGGGGCGAGUCUAUCGUUACCCUCCAGGGCGUGCCCUGCCUGAUGUUCCAAUGCCUGGUGUUGCUGGUGGCAUGUUCUCUGUUCCAUUUGACAUGGGCGGUAUGCCGCUGCGCGAUGCAGGGAUGUCACAACCAAUUCCAAUUGGGGCCAUGGCCACUGCCCUGGCAAAUGCUACGCCAGAGCAGCAGAGAACUAUGUUGGGUGAGAAUCUUUACCCGCUUGUGGAGCAGCUGGAGCCCGAUAAUGCUGCCAAGGUUACCGGCAUGCUUCUUGAGAUGGACCAAACUGAAGUUUUGCAUCUGCUUGAGUCGCCAGAAGCUCUUAAAGCGAAGGUGGCUGAGGCCAUGGAGGUUCUGAGGACUGUUGCACAGCAGCAGCAGGCUGGCAAUGCAGCUGAUCAGCUGGCCUCAUUGUCACUUACCGACAACAUCGUUUCCUGAGAAUUUUAUUUAACGGCGUAUUGUACUCGUAAAAACGUAAAAACGAUGAAUUCUAGAACUACUCUAGUUGUGAGUUUGCUACAGAGCUUUAAAAAUUGGUGCGGUAGGGUAGAGCGUUGUUUUGGUUUGUUUUCUGAGAGCUUUUCCUUUCUCUUGGAGAUUGCGACUUUGUGCUUUGAGUUUGUCGUUGACAUUUGUUGACGUAUUUAUUCCUAAGAUUAAGAUGUUUGAAUUCGCAAUGGUCUUUUGUUUUGAGAAAUUUUGACGUUGGAACGCAUCAAUUAAGAUA